UACAACAACAUGGUAGAAUUUUAACCAGAAAGAGUUUUGACUGAUUCAAACCAAAUUUGUCUGAGAACUUGAUGUUGAACAAUAUUAAUGCCAGGAUAGUGGGUUCAUGUUAAAGUCCUAUCAUUAUACAUUUUUUUGAUUUUAGAAGCCUUAAUUAUUAAAAUAGAUUAAUUAGUUAAAGACAUAAAAAAAAAAGAAGUUAAAAAAUGGAGCAUUUCUUAAUUUAUGUACUAAAAUCUUAAAUGACAAAUUAAACAAAAAGUGGAUGUAUACUGUAUAACCCUCUACUUGGCUCCCUUAUUCUAAUGGGUUAAUUAAUUGAUUUUGGAUUUUUAACAAAAAAGGAAAGACUAAGACGAUGUGAAUUAUGUUCAUAAUGGGGUCAUGUUGGCCGGCUAAUAAAGUCUUCUUCGCUUCCCCUUUCACUUUGGCAAGCGGACAAGCCCGUCCUUCGUAAUUUCCAAAACCUUCCCUUAUCUCUUUCUCGAUCUGGAACCUGUUUCUUCAUCCACAAACCAUCAUGACACUCCAAUGUCGUCAUAAGUUUCGCUUACAUUUUCUAAAUAUAGUCCUUCUCUUUCAUUCCUGUCUCCCUCCCUCCCCCUCGAGCUCCAAUUCUUCUCUCAUCUUCGCCAAAAGAAGAAAUAUCAACAAGUGAGUGACUCAUUAUGGAGAUUGAUCACCAAAACGUGGAAAUAGAUGGUAAUGAAGACCGCAUCAGCCAGCUUCCUGAUUCUGUAAUAGCUCUCAUUCUGUCAUCUCUAACCACCAGAGAAGCCGUCAGAACCGGUGCAGUCUCAUCAAGAUGGAGAAAUCUGUUCAAAUGUCCCACAAGUCUCGUGCUUGAUGCACACAACAUGCUUGACAAUGACAAGUAUUCUGACAUCAACGUAUCCCAAAUGCUGUGCUUGGAAAGAGACAUUGUAAAGAUGAAAAGAACCGUGGAAUUCUUGAAAAUCGUGGGUUACUACUUGCACUGUGUCAGAGGGGUCCCGAAAAUUGAGACUCUCAAGGUUCACUUCACAUUUGGGAAUAACAGAUACUACGCCUGUAAACUCGAUCGGUGGAUUGGUUUUGCUCUUAAGAGGCAAGUUGAAGAGAUUGAUCUGUGCUUGUUGGAACAAAAUGUCUUCAGUGCUCCAAGUGAAGGGCUUUAUGCCUUCCCUUGUGCUCUUCUCCGUGGGAUUCGGUCUCUGAAACGCCUGCGUUUAGCCCAUUGCGUAUUGGCCCCAGGGCCUCAAUGGUCCAUUUUCUUAGGUUUCAGCACACUGACGUCUUUGGGACUCGUGAACGUUGAUUUAGUGUCAGACCACCACCUUCAGAAUCUGCUAUGUAAUUGCGAUAAUAUCGAGUCCUUGAGUUUCUGCAUGUGUUGGAAUCUGCAUUAUUUGAGAAUUGAGCACCCCUUUUGCCAGAAGCUCAAGUAUCUGAGCGUGAAUGAUUGUCCUCAACUGAAGACAAUUGAGCUAACAAGCCUUAAUAUUGAAACUCUAGAAUACAAAGGCAGAUUCGUAUGGUUCCAAUUCCUUGAUACUCCGAAGCUAAGAACUGUUUUCACUGGUGUGAAUGAUUGGAGGAUCAGUUAUAGCGAUAUUUUGCCACUUUGUAAGCUUCCAAAUGAUCUUCCUCAUCUGGAAACUCUCUUCUUAGAAACCACCUGUCACAUGGCAGCGGCUUUGUGCAUCCCCAGAUUUCAUAAUCUUCGACAUUUGAUAAUUCUGAAACUAAACAAGCACGAGCAUGACCUUUCUUGGAUAGCAUUAAUUCUAAAGGCGUGUCCAAGGCUCCAAAAACUAGAGCUACAUCUAGGAGCAAACUCCUAUGUUGGAGAAGAAGCGAAAGACAGAAACUGGCCUCCCAGAUGCGCACACGAGCAGUUGAAAGAGGUACUGAUAACAGGCAUGAGAGGCCAGACGAGCGAGAUUGAGACUGCAAUUUAUCUUCUGAAGAAUGCAACUUCACUUCAGAUAAUGAAAAUCGACCCUCGUCCCAGACUUUACCUCGGAAAUGGAAAAUGGCAGCAGAUAGAGCCGUACGAGAGUUGGACCAGGACUGGAAAGCACAAGGUAGAACACCAUCUAAUUCAACAAGCUGGUGCGGCAGUCCAACUCUCGGUGUUGUAACAGACAAGGCAGAAACAGAAUAUAUAUAUAUAUAUAUAUAUAUACAUAUAACAACUUAAGCUUUUGAGUUGACAUUAAGGAAUAACUCUGGUUAGAUUAUGCUAGAGAAUAUGGAAAUUUGUGUGUCUUUUCAAUUUCUAGAUGGUGCGAUCUAUAAUGAUGAUGAGAAUGUGAAAAAUGCAGAAGAAAAUAAUCCACGGAGUGAAGGUGUGAAUACCAGAGCGCCCCCAAACACUUCAAAUAUGUGAUGAUUUCUAUAUGUACACGAACAUGCUGGGAAUAGAAUAAAGCUUGCUUCAUUAAUAAUUCAAUUCUUGCUGUAUGUAUAUGCAUAUGUAUAUGUUCACAGGGAAGCAAUGUUGGUUGGUGCAGGGAGUUCCCCCAAACACUUCAUUGAAGAAGGGACCCACCCAAUGUGUGUGGGUCCCAUAUGUAUAUAUAUAUAUAUGUAUAUAUGUGAAGUGUUCAGAGGAACUCCAAGAGACAGCCAACAAAUUGAUGUGUUAUGGUAUGGUGGGAGAUGAAGAGGAAGUGAAACGUAUUUAUAAUGCAGAAACGAUGACGAAGGUAAUAGAGGA
Molecule: messenger RNA, 2701 nt
Organism: Prosopis cineraria
Lineage: Eukaryota; Viridiplantae; Streptophyta; Magnoliopsida; Fabales; Fabaceae
Product: F-box/FBD/LRR-repeat protein At3g26920-like
Exons: 3
Coding region: 669-2123 (484 amino acids)
Molecular function (GO): protein binding
Source: RefSeq, a predicted model, not a curated record